AUGGAGGACAGUUCUAUAGUAGAGCGUAAUAGGAUAGAGAUUGACAAUAGAGAAGUAGUACUUAGCGUAGAUGAUGUAUCAAUAUCUAUAGAAUCGAGUAAUGAGUUUCCUCCACCACCUCCAGAAGAAGAAAUCGUUGCUAUAGUAACAAAAAAGGAACCUAAAGGGUUCACUAAUAUGGUAGCAUAUAACGUAUUACCAGAAAUGCUUGAACACGUUAAUCCACCUUGA
Pieris macdunnoughi is the source of this 231-nucleotide messenger RNA. The record is from the annotation of a GenBank genome assembly. Lineage: Eukaryota; Metazoa; Arthropoda; Insecta; Lepidoptera; Pieridae.